AUGGAUUCAGAACCUACUAAAGCAUUAAAUUUGGAAAUCGACCAGCAAAAUAGCUUUGUUAGAUACUAUAACAGCCUUCCUGAGAAACCGGCCUCGACGAUCCGUUUCUUCAGCCGCUCGGAUUACUACACAGUCCACGGCGACGACGCCUCUUUAGUAAACGAAAUGCUCUCCCUGCCCAUCAAAUUCAUGGGCAACCAGCCGCAACUCAGCUACAUAUGCUUGAACAAAUCCCGAUUCGAAUCCAUCCUGCGAGACCUGCUCCUCCUGCGCCAGUACCGCGUGGAAAUCUUCGUCAAAGGUCCCUCCAAAACCGCCAACGAUUGGACCUUGGACUACAAAGCCUCACCGGGAAAUCUCACCCAACUAGAAGAUCUACUCUUCGAGAACGCCGAGGUCGAUUUCACCAACUCCGUCAUGGCGGUUAAAGUGCUACAGAACAAGCUGCUAGCCGUCGGUUGCGUUAACAUCACCGAAGCGAAAUUCGAAGUGUGCGAAAUCACCGACAACGAUUCCUUCUCGGAGCUCGAGAGCAUCGUCGCCCAAAUCGGGCCGAAGGAGUGCCUCGUGCCCGCCGGCGAAUCGCCCGAAUCCGUCUCUGUGAGGAAUCUCCUCGAGCGCAACGGCGUCCUGGUCGCCAAGGCGAAGCCCUCGGACUUCUCCGGCGAGGACGUCGAGCAGGACCUGAACCGGCUGCUCUACUUCCACGAGGACCAGCGCCGGAACGCCUCGGCCCACGGCGAGAUCGACCUGAAGAACGCCAUGGGGUGUCUACAAGCGCUGAUAAAGUUCCUGAAUUUGGCCGGCGCCGAGAAGAACUUCAAUCAGUUCAAACUCACCACGCUCGAUUGCCAUAGGUUUGUGAGAUUGGACAACGCUGCUCUUUACGCUUUGAACGUUCUGCCGAAAACGGCUACGAGGUGUUCGAACGCCGACAACCAACAAUCUCUGAAGACCUCCAGCUUGAAGGGGCUGCUGGACAAUUGCGCGACCGCGCAAGGCAGCCGGCUGCUCGAGCAAUGGAUCAAGCAGCCUUUGAAGGACUACAAUUCGAUCAACGAGCGGCUGGACAUCGUCGAGGCGAUAUUGAAGGACCCCGCGACGCGUUCGCAGUUGAAAGACGGGUUGCCCAGGAUCGUCGAUAUGAUGCCGGUGGCGCGGAAAUUGUCGAGCAAAAAGGCCAAUCUGCAGGAUUGCUACAAGGUCUACCAGACUGUGAGGAGCGUCGGCAAUAUAAUAGGUGUUUUGAAGAAUUUAAACAACAAAUGCGUGAAGGUGCUUCUAAUCGAACCGUUGGAGGAGCUCGUAGGAGAAUUGCGGAAUUACCAAAGCAUGAUCGAGCACACGUUGGACUUCGAUUUGGUCGAUCGGGGAGAGUUCUUUAUCAAAAGCUCCUUCGACGAUGGACUAAACGAGUUGCAGAAGAAGAAACAGAAGGUGGAAUCGAAAAUGCAGGCUGUUUUGGACAAGGUUUCGUCGGACUUGGAUUUGGAGCAAGGUAAAGGGGUGAAGCUGGAUUGCAACGACCAGCACGGGUACUUCUUCAGGCUGACGCUCAAGGACGAGCCUACGCUGAGGAAGCGCAAGGAAUACAAGAUACUGGACGUGGUCAAAAGCGGCGUCAGGUUCGUCAACGGCGCUUUGGAGCAUCUGAACGACACCUACCGGCACCUGAACGAGGAAUACGGCGAACGACAAAAAACCGUGCUCGAGGAGGUUUUCGAAGUAGCCGCUGGGUACGUGGAGAGCCUGAGAAACCUGAAUUUGACGAUAGCUACCGUGGACGUUUUGAAUUCCUUCGCUAUAGCCGCCAUUUCCGCGAGGAUACCUUACACGAAACCGAAGAUCCACAAACGGGGCUCGGGGAUUUUGAAAUUGAAGCAAGCCAGGCAUCCCUGUCUCGAAGCUCAAGAUAACGUGUCGUUUAUACCUAACGAUGUAACGUUCGAUAAGGACGAUAAGCUGUUGUACGUUAUUACGGGACCCAAUAUGUGUGGGAAGAGUACCUACAUCAGAAGCGUGGGAAUUUGCGUUCUUAUGGCUCAUAUCGGUUGUUUGGUGCCUUGCAUUUCGGCGGAAAUAUCUCUAGUAGAUGGAAUUUUAGUGCGAGUGGGAGCCGACGAUUGUCAGCUAAAAGGACUGUCAACUUUUAUGUUGGAAAUGAUAGAAACAUCCACUAUAAUAAAAAGCGCAACAGAAAAUUCUUUGGUUAUUAUCGACGAAUUAGGAAGAGGGACUUCGACUUACGACGGUUGUGGAAUAGCGUGGGCGAUCGCCGAGCAUCUUGUGAAAGAAAUUAAAUGCUUUUCGCUGUUCGCCACGCAUUUUCACGAAAUCAACGAAUUGGCCGAGCUGCACAGCUCCGUUGGAAAUUUACACGUUUCCGCUGUGGUGGCGGAUAACAUUAUUACUCCGCUGUAUUCGAUUCGCGAGGGAGAAUGCGAUAAAAGCUACGGAAUCCACUGCGCGAGAAUGGUGGAUUUUCCCCAAGACGUCGUACAAGAUGCUGUCGAGUAUCAGAAACAUCUGGAGCACCAGAACGGAGUGAAGUACUUAACGGGGCUUAAUCCGAGUCAGAAAAGAAAGACUAUUGCGGAAGGCGAUUUAAUUGUGAGAGAGGCACUAACGACAUUAAAAUCGAAUUUGAAUGGAUUGAGUGACGAGGAACUGAUUAACAAAGUAAAAGAAUUGAAAAAACAAUUAGCUCAUAACGAUAAUCUCUUUGUUAAAGGUCUAUUAUCCGAUUAG
Messenger RNA from Phyllotreta striolata, 2748 nucleotides. Lineage: Eukaryota; Metazoa; Arthropoda; Insecta; Coleoptera; Chrysomelidae. The record is from the annotation of a GenBank genome assembly.